This is a messenger RNA of Penicillium canescens, 2388 nucleotides long. RefSeq names its product Zn(II)2Cys6 transcription factor. Bases 1 to 2388 code for a protein of 795 amino acids. Gene Ontology annotation, biological process: regulation of DNA-templated transcription; DNA-templated transcription. The transcript is spliced from 9 exons. The record is from RefSeq and is a predicted model, not a curated record. NCBI's taxonomy places the organism in Eukaryota, Fungi, Ascomycota, Eurotiomycetes, Eurotiales, Aspergillaceae. Gene Ontology annotation, molecular function: DNA-binding transcription factor activity, RNA polymerase II-specific; zinc ion binding; DNA binding.
AUGCCACGAAGAAAUAUUAGCGGAAAACACGUACGCAAGCAUGUUACAACAGCUUGCAUCCCAUGCCGGGAGACUAAAGUCAAAUGCGACGGUACCACACCGGUUUGCAUAAAUUGCCAGAGCAAAGGAAAAGAUUGUAGUUACCGAAAGCGCGAUGACAAACGAAAAAUACCCGUGCGCAUUGCAGUUAGCUUACUUGCAAAACGAGUUGGUUCCCUGUCUCAAUAUAUCCGGGAUUGUGGCUUCGAAGUCCCUGCUAUGAAUGAGCAGGACGAAGAGAGUCUCACAAAUAUCCUUCAGGCGCUCGGAUUGGGUUACGAAGAGAUACAAUCGGAGGCGCACGCAUCAAACCACGCGGGGGAUACUCCUAGUCUGCUCAACUACCCUGCCCGGCCACCUGAGCAGGUAAACGAGGACAAUGGAGGGAAUUCGAACGGCCGCAGUGCCCCUGAUCUCAUUUCAAAUCCCCGUAGGCAGGGCGGUGCUUCGAAGGGACUGAGAACAUUUCCAACUAGCCUGGGUUUUGAUACGGCAGCGGAAGCAUUAUCAGUGAACUCAGUGCCAAUAACUCACGACUCUAAUAUCUCUUUUUUUCUUGAUUCCACUGAAGAAGCUGCACCUCAAAUCCGUCUAUCACCAGACCAUCCGCCGUCCGAGUGUGAACCGCAUGAAUUACAGCCUGAUGAUGCGGCAUGUGAUGAUCUCCCAGACGCUGACGCUGAUGAUGAGUUUACAAACCAACUUUCCUACCGGCUGGGGCGGCUACAGUUCACCCAAGAUGGGCAAUUACGAUACUUCGGCUCGACAUCUAAUCUCACUCUGCUAGAUGCUCUAGUCAGCGUGGAUUUACCCAAUUCAAACAUCACUCAGAAAGAUACCCAAGAAGUCUUGGAAAAUGCGAAACUCAAUAUUGACGUCGACAAGGAUUUAGAAAAUCACUUGCUUGAACUCUAUUUUACGCGAGAAAAAGAAUACAUUCACAACGGCUUGGUCUCUUCAUAUUACUCCCAGUCCCUCGUUGAGGCAAUGUGUGCUUUGGGUGCUGCAUAUGCGCCCAAAUAUCACCCGGAGCUUGUCACCUUUCCCCGGUCUCUACCGGAAUUCUUUGGUGACAGGGCUAGAGUUUUGUUAGAGUGCGAAUUUGAGCACCCUUCUCUGUCAACAAUCCAAUCCCUAGUUCUCGUUAGCAACCACGAAGCAUCCAGGACAAGGGACACUCGAGGAUGGUUAUAUAGUGGAAUGGCCAUGCGGCUUGCUUUUGACCUUGGCCUUCAUCUCGACAUGACACCCUAUGUGGAGAAAGGUAUCAUUUCAGUGGAGGAAUGUAACACCCGGCGUACCAUAUUCUGGGCCGCGUAUAUAAACGAACUGUUUUGGGGCUACUAUUUAGGUCGUUCGGUUCGUAGUCCGAUGGCAGGAGUCACGGUCCAAAAGCCCCACUGGAAUAACGUACGCCCACCAGCGAUAUGGAGGCCUUACGAUUGCCCUAAAAUCAGAACGGAAAGCAUGUAUAAUCCGUUGGAGAUGAUAUGCCAUCGAUGGGUCUCUCUGUAUGAUCUCAUGAUGCCGCUUACUGAUGUUUUAUAUGGAUGUUCUGAAAUUUCGAAGCGGGCUCUUCAGGAAUUAACGGCGGCCACUGUUGGCCAACUGUUCGAAUGGAAGAAGAACCUACCAGAGAAUCUCGAUGUCAAUGUAGCAAAAGAAUGUCAGGAGUAUUUACCCCAUAUUCUUAUACUGCACAUGCAAUACUAUCAGUUCGUAAUUCACUGCCAUCGCCCUUACAUAUCGAAGCACUACAUCCAACCCCAACCACCACAAGGACCUGGCUCUUCCCAUGCACGCAAGAUGUGCAUUGAGUCCGCCAUUACAAUUGCCAAAGUUUUGAUGAUAUAUGAAAGGCUUUAUGGCUUUAGAAAGGCAAAUUUGCAGAUGGUAUCAUUUACUUUUUCUGCAGCACUGAUCCUGAUUUUCACCACCGUUCCAACGCAAUCUAGAAGGCCUAAUGAGGAGCAUACUAAGUACCUUGGUACAUGUUUCUGGGCUCUAGAUGAAAUGGGAUACUGCUUUGAGAAUGCCAAACGAACAAGCAUGUUCUUGAACACCCUUCAGCAGCAGUGGCACAAACGCAGGCGGACUGCAACAAAACGAGAUUUUCAAAGGGGGUCCGAGAAUUGUCAAAUUGAACGGAAUACUUUAGAAUUUUCUGCAUACGAUCGUCCUCGCUCAUCGAUGCAGACUUCCGGACCCGUCGAGACGUGCCUGCCAGCUGAUUACUGGAACCAAGACUACACUUCAGCUAGCGAAGAAGCCUUGGACUUGGUGGAUUUCAUGGAUCCCGAUUUAUGCAAUGUACUGCUAAGUGAAGGAAUUCCAAGAGCAUUCGUCUGA